GCUGCUGACAUUAUGAAUGAAGAAAACGAGAGCGUUUGUUUGAACAGGUCACUGAUGGAGCGGGAAUGCUUCAGCAACCUGGAGGAUAUCGACGUGACAGCUGACGGGAGCCCGGUCCUGAGGUUCCUCAUCUGCCUUGUUUAUUCUGUUGUAUGCGCUGCGGGUCUGAUGGGCAACCUGCUGGUCAUCUUCUUCAUCAGGGUCAAACAGGAGAGGAAGAAGUCCACGGUGAACUUGUUCGUGCUCAACUUGGCAGUGACGGACCUGCAGUUCGUGCUCACUCUGCCCUUCUGGGCCGUGGACACCGCGCUGGACUUCAGCUGGCCGUUUGGAGACGCCAUGUGCAAAAUCAUCCUCUCGGUCACCGUGAUGAACAUGUACGCCAGCGUGUUUUUUCUCACUGCCAUGAGCGUGACCCGCUACUGCUCAGUCGCCUCGGCCCUGAAGAACAGAACCAAGUCCUGCCCCGCCAAAUGGACCUGCGCAAUCAUUUGGACACUGGCGACUCUGGCGACUGCGCCCACGUCCAUUUUCUCCACUGUCAGCAACGUAACUGGAGAAAAACUCUGUUUGCUGAGGUUUCCUGGUGGUCAGUACUGGUUGGCACUUUAUCACAUUCAGAAGCUACUUCUGGGCUUUGUGUUGCCGAUGUCCAUCGUGUCCAUCAGCUACAUAAUGCUGCUGCGCUUCGUUCGCAAUCGGACUAUGAAAACAAGCAACCCCAAACGGAGAUGCCAAGUCACAAAAUCUAUCACCAUCGUCGUGUUGUCCUUCUUCCUGUGCUGGAUGCCGAACCAUGCCAUCACCUUGUGGAGCGUGCUCGUCAAACUGAACGUUGCAAACUGGGACAAAGCCUAUUACAUAGUUCACACGUAUGUGUUCCCUCUGACCGUCUGUUUGGCUCACACCAACAGCUGCCUGAACCCGAUUAUUUACUGCCUCAUGAGGAAGGAGUUCAGGAACAAACUGAGAAGUCUGAUACACAGGGGAUAAUGGUUUCGGGACUUUUGAGAAUGAAGGCCCUGGAGUGAGAGAGCAGACCUGUCCCAAAGCGCAAUGAGAACAAGCGCCAUCGUUUCAAGACUAUUUACUCCAUUCUGCUCAUUGAAAAGUGGGACUUGCAUCAGCGCUUCUUGUCUUAUUGGCUAAUUUCAAUAGAGAAACAGCUGUAUCUGGUUUUGGGCUUCACGCGUAAUUGCUAAUUUUGUGUAAGAAUAUUACAAUUAUGCGCACCGUGGCAUUGCGUGUUAAAUAACCAUUAGGUGUGGUGUGUCUCUAGGCUACAGUACGUGACUAUGUGUGCGUAAUUGCGCAUUAGUGUGCUCGCGUUAUAACCGAACCAGUGAAAUGUCGCUGCGCGCUUUUUUUUUUUACACCCAUCUGUGAAUGUUUUUGUAACCAGUGCUUGUACAUUAGGUGUGUUUACCAGACAAUCCCGGAUGCAAACACCACCUCCCUCCACCAUCAAAGGUCAUGCGUUAAAGUUAUUGACGAGAGCGUGACAAAAUCAAUCGUUUGGGUACC
Molecule: messenger RNA, 1524 nt
Organism: Perca flavescens (yellow perch)
Lineage: Eukaryota; Metazoa; Chordata; Actinopteri; Perciformes; Percidae
Gene: rxfp3.3a1
Product: relaxin family peptide receptor 3.3a1
Exons: 1
Coding region: 13-993 (326 amino acids)
Biological process (GO): immune response; cell chemotaxis; positive regulation of cytosolic calcium ion concentration
Cellular component (GO): external side of plasma membrane; membrane
Molecular function (GO): C-C chemokine binding; C-C chemokine receptor activity
Source: RefSeq, a predicted model, not a curated record